Messenger RNA from Corticium candelabrum, 4419 nucleotides. RefSeq lists its product as uncharacterized. The transcript is spliced from 29 exons. The record is from RefSeq and is a predicted model, not a curated record. Bases 670 to 4326 code for a protein of 1218 amino acids. Gene Ontology annotation, cellular component: plasma membrane. Gene Ontology annotation, molecular function: guanyl-nucleotide exchange factor activity. Gene Ontology annotation, biological process: positive regulation of GTPase activity; Ras protein signal transduction. NCBI's taxonomy places the organism in Eukaryota, Metazoa, Porifera, Homoscleromorpha, Homosclerophorida, Plakinidae.
GUCUCUCCUACCCUCUGGUUGUCGAGUCGUACGGUUUGUGGUCCUUCAACAGCAUGCAAAUGUACUCAAAACUACUGCAAGAUGAUCUUCUCUUUGGAGUGGUGUCUCUGUUAGCAGAGCUGUUGUUGACUUGCAUGGACGGCUCUCUCUCCAUCUUUGCCAAUUUAGUGCUGGAUGGUUUUGGACCGUUUGUCAUUGUUAUGUUUAGAUAGAGACUCUUUGUUCACUAAUUAUUAGUUAUAUUGUAGUGUUUCGUCCAUCGUGCGGUUAUAAACAUAUGUAAAAAUGUUCCAAACUAGGGAGUUAAGGAGUUUUCUUUCAGAUCUGGUUUGGGACACCAAGGUUUAGUUACAAUCUUGAGGCUUCGUGUAUUUGUUUUUUCACUUAUCUGACUCCUUUUUGAUAUUGGUUGCUCAGAGGGAGUUGGAUAAGUGGUGAUAUGUACUUCUUUAGACUUCUGCGUAGUACAGUUUCCAAAGAACUGUAUUCUGUAGAUGUAUUUAAAUAGAGAUUAUGUGGUGCUUACUUGGUAGUCACUAAAGUCUGUUGGGGUGCUGUUCAGAGCUGGCAAAAAUUUGGGAGAAUUAUAUGCCAUAAUAUAAUGAAUGCCCAGUUGAGGGUGAACACUCUGCUUGCUUUUUGGAAUGUGGUGAUGACAUAUAGUUGAAUAUGAUAUGUUGUAUACAGAUUAUAAUGCACGUGAAGAAGCUGGUGGUGCAAGCUACUGAGACUGCAAGUCAUUUCUGCCAUCAUCAAUCUUGCCUCAGGGUUGUCUCUUUCUACGUCGACAUCAUUACUCAAACUGCCAAAGACGUGGUGUUGACAGCCAAGGGCAUAGGAGGGGUUGCUGAUGCAGAGCCAAUUUCUAAGGAAGAGGCUGUCCACAGGCUUAUUGUUCAAGCUGAUGCACUAUGUGAUUGUGUGAGCAAGUGCAACAGGGUUGUGUACAUGGUUUUCAUUACUGGUUAUCUUGCUGCUACACUACCUACUUGGAGAGAUGAUGACCCACUGAGGAAUGACACACUUCUGAAUGGCUCGUUGUCAGUAUGCCGAGCAUUGAACUUUAGCGUCGUAUCAGCCACCAUUCUGUUGCUAGAAUUUGUGUGUGAGAGGAGGAAAGACAAGUUUGCAGACUCUGCAGGUUGCGUGAUAAGUAGCGCACAAAUAGCUGUAGAAACAGUUCAAAGCCUCAUUGAUAAUUCAUUUCUGAGUCAUCCUCUAAAACAACGUCUUGAUGAUGUACAAAAAUUAGUUGAUCAGUCAACCACUGAUCUUUUUCAAACUGUCAAAGUUGCGUCUGGUAUUUGGGCACCUCAAGGCAGCAAUGCAGACAUGCUGCUGGCAUCGUUUGGGGUGUUAAUGGCAACUGUUUACUACACAAUCGCAGCUCAGUGUUCAUCUGUGCUGCACAAUGCUUCUUUGACUGGCAGGGAUCUUUUGCGUCAUUCAUGGGUUGUAGCCAUGUUCAGAGAGAAAAGUACAGAUGAAGCUAUCGAGUUUGUGUCUAAGUCUCUUACUAUGGUCGACGAAGUCAUGUCAGACGAAGAAGCUCGUGUAGAAAAUGCAACUGUCGAUUGUGAAUUAAACGACACAAGUGGUUUUGGAUCAGCAGAGCAUUACACUGACAUAAUGGCAAUGACUGUUGCACAUCUUGGGAGAAACAAUGAAGACUCAAGAGACAGAAGGUCAAUAGAUGUACUUGUUGCAAGCAAUGCAAGCAUGCUUGAUGGAGAUGAACGAGACAAUGAAUUUCUGGAUGAAGCAGAUGAUGACACUAUUAAUGACAAACUAAAGAAGUCCAGAGGUUCAUUUUGCAAACAUGGACCUCAGGCAACAAGUCACCAUCCAUCUCAAGAAUUAAUUUUGAAAACAAACAGCAAGUCAGAAAUGACAGAAGACAUAACUGAAAGUAAAGAGCAAAGCUCAAGGGCAAGUCACAUGAAUUCAAAACCAGUUAGUGAAUAUAAGGAGAGCCAGGCAAGUGGCUCACUACGUAGCCAGAGAGCUGCUUUAUUUGAUCUUGUAGAUCAAACUGCCAGAUCAGUUGUUGAUGAAAGCAGGAAAGCAUCACAAUUUUCACCUUUAGCAAAUGAGCCAAAACUAAUCAAAGGAUCAGCUGACAGAGAACAACCAGAGAGAGAUAUAGUGAGAUGUAAAUCAGUUGAUAAUGUCGUAACUGGCAAUGAAGCCUUUCAACAGAAAGCUAUCGGUGCCAUUGAUCCUGUAAAACAACAAGUACUUGAAGCAGGUUAUAUCAAGACAAGAGGAAAUCAAACGCCAUCUCAAGUAGGACAGCAAGCGACGGACACCAGGUUUCUUUUUAAUUCUCUGACGCAAGAGAAGCAUGCUUCACAUAUUGAUCGACGACUAAAGAAGAGCCUUCUGGUUCACACUUCAAGGAUGUCACAGACACUAGCUGUGGAAAAUGUGGAUAGUGAAUAUGAAGGUGCUGAAAUGAUGAGGCAAAGCUGUAUUGUAAACAAGGCAAUCUGUAAAGUAAUGGAAGGUUUGCUGUUUUCUGUUACACAAAAGGCUUUAUCCUUGGAGUCUGCUUGUCAGAAUAAUUUUCAGCAUCAUUAUCAAAGCAUUAUAAGAUUAAUAUCUGAUGCUGCAAGACAAAUGACAGAAGAGGUCAGUGGGAUGGAAGUAGCAUUAGUUGCUAGUGAAGAUCGUGAACUAAGAGACAACAUUCAUCGCCAAACUACUCCAAUUUUGUUGGCCAUUAGAGAAGCAGAUGCUGCUGCAGCUAUGGCAUCAGGCAAAUGGGCUUCAACGACUUCUGUUUCUGAUUUGCUUUCUUCGGUUCAUCAUGUCAAGGGCCUGUGUUUUCAGAUGGUAUCUGCUGCUUUAAAGGCAACAGCAGCAUACAGUCAAAUGGUUGAAAGUUUGGCAACAACACACAGGAAAGGUUACGAGAGAUCUAAACAAACAGCACUUCAAUCUGUUUCUGCAAGAGCUACUCCAACUACUGCUUUUGUAUUACAUGAUGGUGGCCGUGGUUCACGAAGAAGCAAAACAUCUCCAGUGAGCAGGAUCCUAUUCGAAGAGAAGGACGAUGAUGGCUUAGUCUUUAUGGAUAAACCUGGAGUUAAAGAUGGAUAUGCAAGUCUACGUUGUGUCAAGGGCGAUACUCCAGUGGUGAAAGGUGGGACUUUCCCUCAUCUUAUUCAGAGACUCACAUAUCAUAAAAUUGUUGACACUGAUUAUACUGACUGUUUCUUGCUCACAUUUCAUUCUUUCACGACUCCACAUGAGUUGAUGGAUGCUCUGAUUGUUUGUUAUAACAUUGAUCCACCAGAAGGUCUUACAGUUGAAGAGGAGAAUCAGUUGUAUGCUGAAGUUGUUGUUCCAAUUCGACUUCGGGUUUGCAAUGUACUUCGAACAUGGGUCAGUAAGCAGUGUGAUGAUUUUCUUGAUAAAGAACUAGCAGAACGCUUAGAGAAAUUUAUUGUCAUCAUUAGUCGCUCACUUCCAAGUUGUGCGAAGCAACUUCGAAGUGCUAUUAAGCGUGGUCCUGAAUUUCCAAGAUCAAGAUUGUCUACAAAAGCUCAGAUGCCCAGGCGUGUUCCUUCUGAAGCUAUCAACUCAUUCAAUAUUCUUGGAGUUGACUCUCUGGAAUUGGCACGCCAGGUCACGAUCAUUGACUGGAAUAUAUUUGAGAAGAUCAGGCCGCAAGAGUGUAUGGGAUGCUUUUGGCAGUGUGCUAAACGUCAUCAGCUAGCUCCAAACAUAGCAACAUUGAUUGACAGUGCCAAUACGCUGUCGUUAUGGGUUAUUGGCACUAUUGUGAUUGCAAAUUCACCUGAACUGAGGGGUCAAUACAUUGCACACUUUAUCAAGACAGCAAAGAAAUGUUAUAAACUGAAGAAUUACAAUGCUAUGUUUACCAUCAUAGCUGCACUCAAAUCAGGACCUGUGUAUCGACUUGAAGCCUCCUGGGAGCAUGUCGCCAAAGCAACAAAAUCUACAUUUGGUCAGUUGUACCGAUUAAUGGAUGGUGAGGACAAUUAUGCUACAUACAGACAAGAACUCAACUUGAUUAUUCAGCAACCUGCUGUACCAUUCUUAGGAGCAUAUUUGAAUGAUCUUGCUCUCAUUGAAGAAAGUUUUUCUGACUUUCUACCUGGGCAACCACAGUUUAUCAAUUUUCACAAACGACGAUUAUAUGCUCGAACUAUACGGCAAAUACGCCAGCACCAGCAAGUUGCAUACAAUUUGACUGAAGUCACUACUGUUCUUGACUUCUUGAAGUGUCUGGAGCCACCUGUAAGUGAGAAGGACCUUUACCACUGCUCUGUUACUAAUGAACCAAAUCAGAAAUCUUGAAACUAUAUUUUCUAGUUAUUCUGAUUAUUAUAUUACUAUUUAUUUAUCGGUGGACGUUGUUUGAAUGGAAUUUUUGUAUAUUUUCUUUUCAUA